Molecule: messenger RNA, 1900 nt
Organism: Bombus terrestris (buff-tailed bumblebee)
Lineage: Eukaryota; Metazoa; Arthropoda; Insecta; Hymenoptera; Apidae
Gene: barc
Product: HIV Tat-specific factor 1 homolog
Exons: 7
Coding region: 229-1695 (488 amino acids)
Biological process (GO): mRNA splicing, via spliceosome
Cellular component (GO): U2-type spliceosomal complex; U2 snRNP
Molecular function (GO): RNA binding
Source: RefSeq, a predicted model, not a curated record
AGAGCGCAUUAGUAUCGCGAACAGGUAUCAGCGCAUGUUGAGUAGUGUGUUGCUGUCAAGUUCAAGAAUUUACAAUUUGUUUCUUUUUAAAAAAGUUAUAUUUUUUGAUAAGAGUAGACGUUAGCUACGUUAGAAUUAUUGUGAAGAACUAACAUAAUUUCAAAUGGUCUUAAAUUUUAUGCUGAAUUUUAUUGAAGUUUUCAUCAAAUGAAAUAUUAUUAACAUAAAAUGGCUGAUUGUAAAGAUACCGAGAAGGCUGAAGAUUCUAUGAAACAUUAUAAAUUUGAUGGCCAAUCUUAUAUAUAUAAAGAUCCUACAACUAAUGUUACAUAUAGAUUUGACAGAGAUAAGAAUGAAUGGAUGGUAAAAGAUACAGAAGAAGCAAAGACAAAAGAUUCUGAUGAUAAUGAAGUUAGGGCACAAGAAGGAGUAUUUGGCUUUGAAAAUGAUACUCAUACAUAUACAGAUCCUAAUGACGGCAGUGUGUACUUUUGGGACAAGGAAAAAAAUGCCUGGUUCCCAAAGGUGGAUGAAGAUUUCAUGGCAAGAUAUCAAAUGAGUUAUGGGUUUACAGAUGCAAGUAAAGUAGAAACAAAUACUGCGCAACAAUCUCAAGCACAAGCAAAGAUCGAUAAAGAGAAAAAGAAGAUGGAAGCCAAAAGAAAAGCACAAGAGCCGCCAACUUGGUUCGAAGUAGAUGAAGCCCAUAAUACUGCUAUUUACGUGUCUGGCCUACCAUUAGAUAUUACUAUGGAUGAACUCACAGAGCUUUUCAACAAAUGUGGUCUCAUAGCACGAGAUGAAAAGGGAAAGGACAAGAUCAAGUUAUAUAAGGAUACAAAUGGUCAACCAAAGGGUGAUGCUCUCUGUAUCUACAUAAAGGUCGAAUCGGUGGAUUUGGCGUUAAAGAUCUUGGAUAAGUCUCAAAUCAGGGGUAAAACGUUGUCUGUUCAGAGGGCAAAGUUUCAAAUGAAGGGAGACGCGUACGAUCCAGCCUUGAAACCGAAACGGAAAAAAAAGGAUAAGGAGCGACAGAAAAAGUUGCAAGAUAAAUUGUUUGAUUGGAGACCUGAACGUGUGUUGGGAGAACCGCUGAAGCACGAAAGGGUGGUAGUUAUAAAAAACUUGUUUUCUCCAGAAGACUUUGAUCAAGAAGUCUCGUUACUGCUGGAGUAUCAACAGGAUAUUAGGUCCGAAUGCCUAAAAUGCGGCGAUGUCAGAAAAGUUGUCAUUUACGAUAGACAUCCAGAAGGUGUUGCCCAGGUAACAUUUCGAGAACCAGCAGAAGCACAGGCUUGUAUUCAAUUAUUGAACGGUCGUUGGUUCAGUCAGAGGAAAAUAUCGGCAGAAAUCUGGGACGGCAAGACGAAAUACAAGGUUACGGAAACCGACGCGGAAGUGGAAGCUAGAAUCGCCAAAUGGGAUAAGUAUUUGGAGGAUGGCGAGGCAGAGAAACGUCAGGAAGCCGCUGACAAUGAGAAUAGAAAGGAGCAGAAAGGAGAGGAAAGGUCCGCGGUUUCAGAGAAAGCGGAAUUGUCUGAAACGACGAUAAAGGAUUGCGACAAAACGGGAACGACUCAACGGUCGAAUGUUACGGAACGUUCAAAGACAUUGGAAACUACCAGUGAAACUGAAGUAUCUGCAAGUUCGGGGGAUUUAGAGCAUUUAGGGGAAUCGCUUAAAAAUAAUGCAUAAAAUAAGGAAAAUUCCAACGGCAGACUAAUUAAUAAAUUCUUCAAACGAGAAUAAUUGAGAGUAAGGUUGGCGAUCAUGAUCAAAGAGUAUUAGAAGAUAACUCGUACCUCAUUGUUGAAUAUCCAAGUACUAUUGUAUAAUAUAGCUCCACAGUCAUGUUCCGGUUAUUCAAAUCAGAUGAAAUAAACAGUAAUUUUCCCUGUAA